Messenger RNA from Bactrocera dorsalis (oriental fruit fly), 4606 nucleotides. RefSeq names its product putative nuclease HARBI1. The transcript has 4 exons. The record is from RefSeq and is a predicted model, not a curated record. Lineage: Eukaryota; Metazoa; Arthropoda; Insecta; Diptera; Tephritidae. The coding region runs from base 3385 to 4524 and encodes 379 amino acids.
GCAUAUUACUUCAAAGUCCACAUUGGCAUAUAUCCCGCAAUACACCUUGAUUUUUGAUUAACAAAAACAAGCAGGAUUGCGUAUACCAGGGAUGGGCAGAUUUUUAGCCCGCAAAGUUAGCAAAGUGCGCACGGGGGCUAGAUGAGGGGAAUAUCAGUUUACGGAGAGAAGGGCAUAACAAGUUGCGAAAAGUUGCGAAAAAAAUCAAUUACAUUCCUCCGUAACUUAAUGUUCAUCGCAGAGUCAGGGAUAAUGGGAUGCCCAACUUAUUCCAGUGUGAGAGCGCCUCAGAAUAAGCGUUUUUUAUAACAUUUUCCGUUAUGGCCAGAUCGAACAAAAUAAGAAUAUUUUAAAUUAAAAUACCCAACAUUAUUUACGAUUGCAAAUUAUUAUAUAUUGGACUUUUAAUAUAUGGCGAAACUACUUAAUUCCUUUUUUAUGAUUUUAUGGUAUUUUAAAACAACUGACUUUCGAUCUUUCAAUACUUAAUAAGGUGAAUUAAGCCUGUUAGUUCUCAAUUAAUAAAUGUUUUUAAUCAAUUGUAAUAGAAAAUAAAUUCUAUUAUGCAUCAAAUUACAAAACGUUUCAUGAUAUAUAUUUAAAUUUCGCAUUUUCUUUGAUUUUCAUUGUUUUAAAUUUUUAUUAGCCAUCUUGAACGGCGGCAACAAAUCCCUCCGUUUUCAUAUUUUUUUGGUAAGAUUUCAGUCUGGCCAUCGCUCGUUUCCAAUUGCUAAACGUCAAAACCUCCUCAAUCCAGUCAACUGUCAAAGUUGAGGUGGUUUAGACGUUUAGCAAUUGUUCUCUCACUUCCAGUGAGAGAGGAGUUGGACAUCUCAUUAUCUCUGGCAGAGUGCUCAGUAUACUGAGGCAGAGUGGUUGCGGCAAUACUGACAUUGUACACAAAUUAAAGAGCGGAAGUUUACUUCAUAUCGGAAUUGUACAGUUGUGUGAACAAAAAGAGGUAAACAUAUUUGCAGGGUUUAGAGUUUCGCAUUAAAAUUUGUUUUUAUUUACCUUUGCAUGGUGGGAAAUCCUAAUCACUGUUAGGAAAAAAUAUAUAAGUUAUACUUGUAUCUAAAAACAAUUUUAUUUAAUAAGAAAACAGCACAUUUUAAAACUUCACAACACCUAGAUUUGUUCCUAUUUUCUUCACACCACUGUACAUGUGAUAGAUCAGUUAAUGGUGGUGAUGCCAGUUGUAAAAAUUCAUUUAAGAUACAAUUGGGCAAACUUUUCUCAAGUUGUGGGCUUUUAUACGUAUAUAUGCAUAUCUGCAUAUAUAAAAAAGAAAAGAUGCUUGUGACCGUUAUAUUUCCACAUUGUUUUUAAACAUAUUGCAGUUCCAUUUAAUGAAAAUGCUUAUAUAAAUAUAUGAUUUGUGAUAUUUUCAGUUUGGUUGUUUUAUCAAAAUCAAAGAAUUGAGGUUUUUUUCUAUAAUUGUUUUGUUAAAUUUUAAAAAUCUAAAUUGCCUCUGGAAAUGUAUUAAAAUAAUAAUAUGCGCUAUAGAAAGGGAACACAUAUUUUCAAAAAUAUAAGAAAUCAUCAAAUAAAAAUAUACAAUAUUUGCGCGGUAUGGCAUUAUUGAUUGAGAGUGGCUAAGCACACAAAUAGAAUACAAACGCUAAUGGCAGAAACAUCUUCUCACUUCGCCACGAGCGGCAAGCGUUUUGUUCUCGUUUUCAUUCGAACAAUGUUGCCAUUACUCAAUACGCAUAUGUAGUUUUGUACACAUCUAAGUUUUCAAUUAUAAUUUUUCAUAAAAAAAAAUAUCAAAAUUGAAAUCAAACUAUUAAAACUAGUUUAUAUAUUUGUAAAUAAUAGCAUUCCAUUCUGAAUUUGAAUUAUUUUAAGAAAAUUUCAAAUAUAUUGAAGACAAUUUUUAUAAUUACUACAGUAUAUCGAGCCUGGCAACCCUGCGGUGUGAGAGAGCAAUCAGCUGAGUCGUUGGAAAUUCUGGGAUUGGCGGGUGGUAGAAGGGUUGUUGGGUAAUUAUUUACAUUGCGCUCUCAUAAGAUUCAUUUGAAGAAACAGUGGUUCAUAAACUGAAGUUAUUAUUGAAAUUAUUUUUUAUAAGAAAGUUUAAAGAAGUAGCCUGGUAUGAAACUUUUUGCUUCGAAAAUUAUAUAUAAAAUAAGAAGUAGGUUAUCUGAUUUAAAUAUUGGUACUUGGUACAAUAAUGCGUGGAGCUAUACCAAAUGACAUUAAACCAAACAUAUAAUUUAUUAUUUCAAAUAAACAAAAUUAAAUGCUGAUAUAAAGACAUAUUAAAAAAUUAUUACUAAAAUCAAAUAUUUAUUAUUCUUUUUGUUAUUUGUCUUACAUUUUAUAAAUUUAUAGUAGUUACAAAGAAACUUAAAAUUGUUAGGCAAUUUUACUGUUAUUACCCACAGUGCAACUUCCCAUAUAUGCGCGCGCUCUCAUUUGUAAACAUGCUGUGGUAAAAUACGUUGCUCUUACUUCCCUUUUCACGUUUGCCCGCGAUGAUCCCCUCACCUAGCCCUCAAAAUGUGCACUCGUGCCCGCACGGGCAAAAUGCCACUGAGGGCUAAUAUGCCCAUCCCUGGCGUGUACAAUAUAUUCAAAGACCAUAUUGGCAUAUAUCCCACAAUACCCCUUUGUUUUUGAUGAACAAGAACAAGCAGGAUUGUGUAAAACAUAAUAAAGCGUAAUACAUAUGUACAUUAGGGUUUGUUAUUCUGAGGCAACCUUUUUUUUCAACUGAAAAACAAGCUCGAAAAUGUGUAAAAAAAGUCAAUCAAAAGAUGAGCUCUUAGUAUUAAUAUUAAGAGGUGGUUAUUUCAAAUUUUCUGUUUUCCAUAUAAAUUACAUAGAAAAAAAAUCAUUUUUUUUUGUGGUGUUUAUUGUGCUGAGGUUUUAAUGUGCACGCGACGGCGGCCAGUAGGGAUGGUAAAAUCGAUUCCGGUUCUACUCGAGAAUCGAGUUUUCUCGUAAAAUAAUUGAUGAUGUACACCUGCAAAGCUACACGCCCGAAGCAAGGGGCUACGAAACAGAAAAGGGGGAAAGACAUAUCAUACUCUAAAUUUAUUUCUGAGAGUGACUGUCUAAUAAAAUAUUGCAAUCGAGUUGCUUCUUCGCCGAUUCAAGAAAAUUCUGGGCCCGAAUCGCGGCAGUCGUGAGCGAGCAAGUAAUCGUAUCGAAUGAAAUUUCGUAACGUGUCGAGUGUGCGGAUCGUCGCACUCGAUACGAAACGAAUAGAAAUUUUAUGAAAUUACUUCCCUGGUGUAGCUCUAAAUGACAUUUUCGAAUAAUGAAACAAAACAAAAGAAAGAAAUAUUUGAAUUGGAAUUGAAUGUAAAUAUUCAAAUUUAUUAUACGUUUAUACAUAUAUAAAUUUACUAAAUUUAGUUUUUGCAGGCAAAAAAAAUGAACCCUAACGUGUUUUUUUAUUCAAGUUCAUCUGAAUCAGAUGAAGAACAUCAGCAAAUGGCCAUAAGGUCCAGGAUCCGUGACAAAAGUAAUCCCCUGGCUUUACCUGAAGCAGCAUUCAGGAAGCGGUUUAGACUGACCAAAGACGCAUUUACAUUCAUCUUAUCGGAAAUAGAAUUUAACGGACAUUUGUCAACCGCAGUACCACCAAUUCUUCAAUUAGCAGCGACUUUGUCCCUUUUGGCGAGUGGAGGCUAUCAACACUCAGUUGGAAACGACUUUUUAAUUGGAAUGUGUCAAAGCACAGUGUGUAAAAUUGUAGGGGACGUAGUUAAUGAAAUGGAGACAAAACUUUGUCCACAUUUCAUUAAGUUUUCGCCAAACCGUUUAUCUAAGUGCACAGAAUACUUUGUUGAGAAAUAUAAAGUUCCAGGAGUUAUCGGAUGUAUUGAUGGUACACAUUUUGGCCUUCAAAAACCAACUGUGAAUGAACAUAUGUUUUUCAACAGAAAAGGAUACCACAGUCUUAAUUCAAUGAUAAUUUGUGAUUACGAACAUCGAAUUUUAGCUAUUGAUUCAAAAUAUGGUGGAGCCGCUCACGAUUCCUUUGUAUGGAAGCAUUCUGCGCAGAGGAGAUUUUUGGAGGAAGCAUAUAAUCAAAACAAUAUGAGAAAUGUCUGGCUUUUGGGUAAUAUAUGCACUUAUACAGCUGCAAAAUAUAUUUAUAAACAUAUCUACGUAUUUUCUCAAUUAACAGGAGAUUCUGGAUAUCCUUUGGAACCAUGGUGUUUGACACCAUUUAGAAACCCCGAAGUUGGCUCGUGCCAAGCACGGUUUAAUGAAAUCCAUGCAAAAGCACGCUGUAUUGUUGAACGAACCAUUGGUAUACUGAAAGGCCGGUGGAAAAUUCUUACCAAUGAUAAAAGAAGUCGGUAUAGUCCUGAAAAGAUGGCAAAGUUCGGCAAUGUAUGUGCAGCGUUGCAUAACAUCUGCAUACAAUAUAAAAAUUCAACAUAUUGCAGAUAUUUUGUAAACGAAAAUAAUAAUACAGAAAUAGAUACCGGAAAUGAGACUCAAUUAACUAAAAUUGGUCAUAAAAUUAGAGAAAACAUUAUGUUGUCUUUAGAUAAUAAUUGAAUUAAACGUUCCAACAACAUUUGAAUUCAUAAGUAUUUUAUUUUAACAAAUAUAUUUUCAAUAAAGAACUUGGAAUUAACAU